AUGAAAGUAGUCAUUGCUCUUUGUGUCCUCUUUGUUGGUGCUUAUUGUGUACCUGUACUCGAUGAACAACUCAAUAAUCAAUGGAAUUUAUUCAAACGUGUUCAUGAAAAACAAUAUAACUCUGUCGAAGAAGAAGAUAAUCGCCGAAACAUUUGGGAAGCUAACCUUGCUAAAAUCCAAAAACACAAUCUUGAAGCUGACUUAGGCAUUCACACUUA
This is a messenger RNA of Rotaria sp. Silwood2, 218 nucleotides long. NCBI's taxonomy places the organism in Eukaryota, Metazoa, Rotifera, Eurotatoria, Philodinida, Philodinidae. The record is from the annotation of a GenBank genome assembly.